GUAUCCUAAAAUGUCAAGUCCAUAUCCAAAUGGGCUCGUGUGGGGGUAUAGUCCUCAUUAAAUAAUAAAUACCUUCAAAAGAUUUGCUUGACAAAUUUUGACAUUUACCCAACCUGUCCGUACAAAUCAUUUAACGCUUGUCUCACUCACGAGUCAUGACUCGCCCUCUCCCUAAAGAAGCUUCAGGGUCGUCCCCUUCCUCUCGUUUCAAAAUUUAAACUUUACAGUUUGAUUCUUGCGGAAUACAAUGUGGCAAGUUGCUUUGGGAGCAGCAUUUACAGCAGGAUCUGGGUUUCUAGCCAAAACACUCAUCCACUCACAUUCCCCAGAACCCGACCAACCCCAUGACCAAAAUAGCCUCAUUUCACCUUGUUCUGCGGCCCAAGAUUCAAUUUUUCCUGUUGAAGUUGGGGCAAAGAGGGAAUCUUUAGGUGCAGAAUCAAUCUUUAGGUUUUCAAGUUCAGAAAGUGGGGCGAACGAGUUGGGGAAGAAAACUGAGUGUGGGUCUGGAAGGAAUACUGGGAAACUGGAGGGGUUUAAGAGAAAUGGUGAUGGGAGAAGAGUGGUCAAGAAGUGUGGGUUCAACAAGGGUUUGGAGAAGAAGUUCUAUGUCUGCUUGAAGAAGAGAAGAAUUAGCAGAAGUGCCCCUGGAAAAUGCGAUAAUUGCUCUUCCAAAGGAAACUCAAUAUUUGGAUGGGGUGUUGGCAUUGGAAUGAUGUGCAUGAUGUCAGCCCAGAGAGGCGAAAUCAAUGAGCUAAACAUUGCAAUGGCUGAAACCUCAAGGGCUGUUGAGGAAUUGAAGGAUCAAAUUUCUCAAAGAAGAACUUCUAAACCCGGGCUUGGAACGAUAAUCUCAGAGGAUGAAACCUCAAAGCUGGUUAAGUCAUGCGCUGAGAACCACGGCGGUGACAAAAGAAUCUUUGCCUUUCCUGUAAGUGAGGAAGGUGAAUAUGCAAGUAGUGUUCUUACAGAUGAAAUGCAUCCGGAUGCAAUGGAAAUGAAUCUGCUCCAAGCUGAGCUUCAAUCUGAACUUCAGAAACUCCAUGGGUGUGUCUCAGAUGGUUCUUGCUUUGGAGGAGCUUUGGGUGAAGGGUUUCAUUAUCAGCAAGAGGGUAUGAGUGAUUUGAACGCGCACCAACCCAACGGAGUGAUUCCCUCUGAGCUGCACCAAAAGUUGAGCCAAGUACUGAUUGAGCAACAGGAAAGCCAGAUAGUGGAAUUAGAGUCCGAGCUGCGAAACUCCCACCACAAACUCCAUCAGAAAGAAUCCGAGCUCCAAGCACUCAAGGACUGCGUUCGUCGUCUCACUGAUUUCUCAUUAGCCACUGAUUCAGAUGAAGAGACUGAGGGCAAUGAAGAAUGUUCGAGGUUCGUUGUUGAUGAUGAAGAGAAGAAGCAGACUGUGAGUUCUGAGUUUAGGAAAUCAACAAUGGUUGGGAAUAAAAGAGCAUCAAUGGAGUUUUGAGUAAACAUUAGGUUCAAAGUUAGUUGACUCUUCUUGUUUUUGGUUUGAGAGACUCAUCCCUUAUGCAGUAUGUAAUAGGUUGACAAAUAGAGACAAUCAUACAUU
This is a messenger RNA of Cuscuta campestris, 1570 nucleotides long. Lineage: Eukaryota; Viridiplantae; Streptophyta; Magnoliopsida; Solanales; Convolvulaceae. The record is from the annotation of a GenBank genome assembly.